AUGACCUCCCGUUUCCUUGUCACUGGUCUUCCCCGGUCUCUCCCUCCCCUUCCCCCGGGGCCUGCCCCUACCUGCGUUCCUUGCGUCGAGGGACGGCAGCGCGCCGCUCCUCACUCCUCCGAGUUCCCUCCGACGGAGGCUCCCCUGGAGACUCUUCACAUGGACGUGUGGGGCCCAGCCCGCGUCCGUGGACAGGGUCACGAGCGUUACUUUCUGCUGGUCGUUGACGACUACUCGCAUUACACCAGUCUUCCCCUUGCGCCGCAAGGUUUUACCACCCCACCUCGUGCUGUGUUCUGUCCUCUCAGGACGUCACGUUUGACGCGUUGGUUCCCUACUACCGUCUCUUCCCCUAACGCACUGCCCCCCUCCCCCCCCCCGCCGCUCUUUCUAGCGCCAGGUCCUCCCCCGGUAGACCCCCUCCCCCCUCAGGGUCCUGCCCCCUCAGGUGUGUCCCAGGUAGAUGCAGUCGAGCCUGUCGAGGUAGCUGUUGACUCUGGUGCUGCUAGGGGUGCUGAGCCUGUGGGUGCCGGGUCUGGGGGUGCUGAGCCAGGGGGUGCGGAGUCUGGGGGUGCUGAGCCUGGGGGUGCUGAGCCUGAGCGUACGGAGCCUGGGGGUACUGAGCCUGGGGGUGUUGAGCCUGGGGGUGCUGAGCCUGGGGUUGCUGAGUCUGAGGGUGCGGAGUCUGAGGGUACUGAGCCUUUGCGCGAGUGGUUUGCUCGGCGCUGGAGCCGUGCUGCUGGAGCUGGUGGUGCUGGAGCUGGCGGUGCUGCUGGGGCAGGUGCUGUUGGAGGUGCUGGAGCUGGCGGUGCUGCUGGAGCUGGUGCUCCUGGGGGUGCUGGAGUUGGCGGUGCUGCUGGAGCUGGUGCUCCUGGGGGUUCUGGAGUUGGCGCUGCUGGAGCUGCUGGUGGUGCAGCAGGAGUUGGAGCUGACGCUGGGGGUGCUGGUGUUGUCUCUGCUGCUUCUGGAGGCGCUGCGCGGCCGCGGCCAUACUUCGUUCCGCUCCUUCAGCAGGUUCUUGCGUCCCCCUCCUGUCCCCGGCACGCACCAGAUGGCACUGCGUCCUUCCACUGCUCCGCAGGUGUCCCUCUUCCGUCUCCUCCUGCGUCCUCCCUUGCUGUCGGUCCGGACUCGGAGUCUGACUCCCUUCGUGCUGCUAGUCCUACUGUCACGUGUCUCCUGGCCACUGUUGUCACUGACCCUUCUUUUGAGUCUACUGCUGCGUCGGCUCUUGUUGCUGAGCUUGUCGACUUUGCUGCCCACUGUCGUCUAGACUACGCCGCUAGUCUUGUUGCUGAGUCUGAGUCUGUCUGUCCUCCGUCCGUCGGGGGUGAGUGUGCUCUUAGCACGGACGUCAUUGAGGACAGGCAGGAGGAGUUCCAGUGUUUUGUUGCUGCUUUACCUCAUCUCGUGUCCAUGCUGCUUGCCUCUGAGGGAGACCCGGAUGCACCAGACAUCCCGACCCCGCGCUCUUACGUAGAGGCGAUAGAGGGUCCCUACUCCUCUCAGUGGCAGACAACCAUGGAUGCAGAGAUGGCCUUUUGGAAGUCCACAGGCACUUACGUUGACGAGGUUCCCCCAUUUGGGGCGAACAUUGUCGAUGGCAUGUGGAUUUUCAGGGUGAAGCGGCCGCCGGGUUCUCCGCCUUUCUUCAAGGCGCGUUACGUUGCACGAGGCUUCAGUCAGCGACAGGGAGUUGAUUUCUUCCAGACCUUCUCCCCUACCCCGAAGAUGACCACUCUUUGGGUGCUGCUGCACGUCGCUGCUCAGCGUGACUACGAGCUUUACUCUCUUGACUUCAGCACAGCCUUCCUACAGGGCAGCCUGCACGAGGAGAUCUGGCUGCGCCGCCCACCUGGCUUCACUGGGUCGUUUCCUCCUGGUACCCAGUGGAGCCUCCGGCGGCCAGUCUACGGUCUCCGCCAGGCGCCUCGUGAGUGGCACGACACAUUGAGGACGACACUUGCGGCUCUUGGGUUUACUCCUACUGCUGACCCGUCGCUGUUUCUACGCACCGACACUACUCUCCCGCCGUUCUACAUCCUCGUGUACGUUGACGACUUGGUCUUUGCCACUGCUGACACUGAAGGACCCGCCCAUGUGAAGUCGGAGCUGCAGAAGAGACACACGUGCACAGACCUGGGUGAACUGCGCAGCUAUCUUGGCUUGCAGAUCACCUGGGACAGAGCAUGGCGCACCAUUACCUUGAAUCAUGGUGCAGCAGGUCCUUCAGCGCUUCGGCUUCACGUACUCCUCGUCCAAGUCCACUCCUCUGCCUACUCGCCACUCGCUCUCAGCUCUGCCUUCGGAUGA
Messenger RNA from Closterium sp. Naga37s-1, 2313 nucleotides. Lineage: Eukaryota; Viridiplantae; Streptophyta; Zygnematophyceae; Desmidiales; Closteriaceae. The record is from the annotation of a GenBank genome assembly.